Molecule: messenger RNA, 3947 nt
Organism: Amphiprion ocellaris (clown anemonefish)
Lineage: Eukaryota; Metazoa; Chordata; Actinopteri; Pomacentridae
Gene: st6gal2a
Product: ST6 beta-galactosamide alpha-2,6-sialyltranferase 2a
Exons: 3
Coding region: 16-603 (195 amino acids)
Molecular function (GO): sialyltransferase activity
Source: RefSeq, a predicted model, not a curated record
CGAGGGUGAACAUGCAUGACUUUUUGCUUGCUACUCACAUUUGAAACUCAAAUUCACACUUCAUAUUUUCCUCUACAGAUCUUGGCAAAUCCUCGGCAUCAAUUCAACACGAGCUCUAUCUACAAGAAUGUAACUCUGGUGGCCUGGGACCCUGCACCUUACACCAUCAACUUAAACAAGUGGUACGCCAGCCCAGACUACAACCUGUUUGGUCCGUACGUGGAGCACCGCAAGCUCCAUCCUGACCAGCCCUUCUACAUCCUCCACCCCAGCUACGUGUGGCGACUCUGGGAUGUGAUCCAAGGCAACACCCAGGAGAAUAUCCAGCCCAAUCCCCCGUCAUCGGGCUUCAUAGGUAUCCUCCUGAUGAUGGCGCUGUGUGAGCAGGUACACGUGUACGAGUACAUUCCCUCGAUGAGGCAGACGGACCUGUGCCACUACCACGAGCGCUACUACGAUGCUGCCUGUACUCUGGGUGCCUACCAUCCCCUCCUCUUUGAGAAGAGCCUGAUCCAGCGAAUCAACACGGGCCCAGAGAGCGACCUCCGGAGGAAGGGACGCGUCACUCUUCCAGGCUUCAGCACCGUCAACUGUGACAUCUGAUAUAUGAAACCUGACUCUCUGAGCCCCGAACACACACACACACACACACACACACACACACACACACACACACACUCUGGCCUUUUCUGGCUGAUCAAGGGAGAGGUGCAAUAACGCCACUGCAGACAAGGAGGCUGAAGCUUACAAGUUUCAAAUUAGACCACUAAAGAGCAUAAGCCAUAGCCCUCUGGGGAGGGAUCAACAAGGAGGUUUCUGCAAGACCUUGUCUUCACAGAGACGGUUUACUUUGACCAGAGACUGGAAGGGAGAGUCUCCGAGAAGGAGCUGGAAAAAAGACCAUUUUUCUCUGCUUUAGCUGAGCCACAUUAGCUGUGGAGCUGACUAGGAUAGCAACAGAUCAAUGUUAUAGAUAGACAAGUGAAUUUUCCAUAAGUGGGUGUUUCAGUGGUGUACAGUCUGUGUUUCUAGCUAGUACGGGUGGUUCUCCACUUAGAGGAAAUGCCGCUGUUUAUAACGGGGGUUGUGUUUCUUUUCUUUUGUACUGGUCCCAAGGGUUGUGAAUGAAUAGAGAAGUCAUCCACGCUGAAUGUCAAAAACAAUCGCACACACACUUUUACACACAUGAAGCAGCAAGAAUGCACAAAAAGAAAUGGAAAAGGUAGAUUUCCACAGCAGUCAGAUUACUGUACAUAUCCUCCUGUGAAAUCGGUUUCAUUUGUGUCGUCACGAGGGGUUCAUUUCUCACUACUGAUGCUGAGUUACUGUCCUGUGCAUGCUGACUGGCAGCCACCAGUUUGCCACUUUCUGUUCACGUUUUCCUUUUAGGGUGUAAGUGUGUGUUUAUAUCAAAGCAAAAUGGGGCCAAAACGGAUCUUCAGAAACAGGUGCUCAGAACAGCCGUAACCCUGUGCCUAGCGGUCGACUGAACACUUCCCUCGGGUUGCCUUGUGACUGUUGGGAUACAUGCAGUACAAACUGUGGCAGGACUGCAGUUCCAUUCAGUUUGAUUGCCAUGAGAUGUGGAGAGCAGUCGAUAUUUUCUGAAGCUAUCAGGGGAUUCUCAGCUCUGCCUCAGCAACACCAGCCCCCUUCCCCCUCUCUUCUUGUUUUUCUCGAUGGUCAGUUCUCUCUUUUAUUGAAUGUAACUUUACCACUGCGUAUUGUGGCCAAAUCCUUCGCUGGUCUGCUUAUGUGCAGCUCCUUGCAGGGUUAUUUCUUGUUAUGUAAUAGCAUGAAGCGCAUUCCCUACAACUAUAAAUGUCUCAUAUUUCCAGACUCCUCUAAUAUUAGUCUGUGCCCCUCUGUAGCUCCAAAUGGAGACGAUUAUAAAAGAGGAAUUUGGACCGGUAAUAUCCUCAGAUUUGCAAUGUCUCCAGGUAGAAUGAUGUUUUUUAUGUUUACAGUGAGCUGGUGCCACAUCUGCUGCUAGCUCUACAGGUGUUAGGUCAGUGUGGAAAGGAAAGGAGAGUCGGUUGUGCUUUUUAAUUAGUUUUUCAUUUAGCUACGGACAUGCAGUCGGAAAGAUUUUGCCUGUAACUGAGAUUUUUAUUACUAAAAGUGUUAUUCUACAAAAUGUGCUUGUGCCAUUGGUUGUGGUUUGGUGAAAGAUAUGAAAUCGUCACAGAAAUGUUGCUUGGAGUAGUUUGAUGUGAAGAAAACGGCUCUGUAGUUGUCGUAUAGUCAUGUGUAGAUGAUUCUGGGGCUCAACCAGGGCUGGGUAUUGAAGAACAUUUAUCUGGACUAAUUCAAAAACAUACUGUUGUCUCCUCCAAAAUCUCUUUUUAUAACUCAGACUUGACCUAAUCCAUGAAGGAAAUGAGCAUCUGUCCAUGUGGAAACCACGUUUUCAGUACUCGUAUUUUAUAUUGCAGCGUUGAUAGAGUGUAAAUUGUGAUCUUGAAAUUAAACUGAGAAACUACUGUAUGCAUGUGCAGCAUGUCUCCUAGAUGAAAUGACUGACGACUAAUUCAGUGAAUUACACACAGAACAAAGGUACUUCAUCACAUUGAUGCAAAAUUCUGUAAAUCAAAUAUUGUCGUGAAAGCCUUUUUCCCACAAUGAGAUAUUGAUAAUACAAUAAUGCACAGUGAUAUACUGCAUCUGCUUUGGUGGAAAUUUUAUAGAAUCGCCAUGAAACUGCUGAUAAAUGGUCUCUAGUUAUGUUUAUGGUUGUAUUUUGCAGCCCUGCUUGACCGGUCUUCAAGCUUUGGACACAUUUUUCUCAGAAUACAAAAAGUUUGAUACCCAGCCCCAGUUAUUUAAAGAUUCAUACAGCAGAGGAACCCACUGAAGUCAGCAGCUGUUAGUGGACUGUAGAGGUUUUCAAACUGGACUGCAGGAACAGUUUUUUAAAGCUUAAGGAGAUUUCAGCGUUCAUUUUAAAUCGUGCAGGUUUUGGGCUCUGCUGUAGGUUUUUCCGUUCCUCCGUUGAGGUAAAUGAUGAAAUGUUUUAGUGCUUGUGAUUGUAGCACACUGAAGGUGCAAACAGCCCUGAACAUACUGUACAUGUAUAUUUCUAAUAACUGAUUUCUCUUCAAUGCACAGAGCAUGCAAAUCAGGAUCAGGGCUAAGUCUUCAACUGUCUGUGCUGUACUGUGCUGCAAGUAGACACCAUUGUCAUUAAUGUUGUGAGAGGCAAUUGUGCUCCAAGAUUUUCUUUUCCUUAAGUGAUGUUUUGCAGAUUUUAAUGCAUGCUUGUGGAUUCCAUCCUGCUGCAGGUGCAGCUCUUGACCGAGUGCAACACUUCUGGCAACUUCAUCUUUGCAUCUUAAUAUUGUGCCAAAUUACAUUUUUAAUGAAACCUGAGUUGGGUGGGUUAGAUGGGAGAGGAAUUGGAGUGAUAGCGAGGUUGUUGCUUCUCUCUGGGAUGCCUGAGGUCAAAUUUAAUCGAAUUUUCUGUCCUCCACAGUUUUAAUGCCAGUAAUAGGACGUUGAAGUGAAACUUGACAUUAACCCUCAUGUUUGGUGGCGGUGAAGUAACGAGAUGAGAAAACACCUCGGUUUCUCCUCUCAGCCUCUUUUUCUCCGUUCUUACAUCUUGAGGCCUGUUUUUCAUUUAGUAUUGUGGGAGUUUCUGCACCACACUGCCUCUGAAGGAUUGUUAAAGAUUUGAACAAACAUUUUCUACAUUUCCCUUCUGAAGCUUCCUGCAGCGUUCCUAAAAAGGGGAAGGAAAAAAACAAAGAAGCAUCCGUGUCUGAGCGUAAUAAGAGUGAAGGUCCUGUUUCACUCCCAACAGCCUUAUGGUGUUCUAGAUUUUUAUUUGCCAGUGAAUUCUCUUCUUACUACACUUGAAUUGAUAUUUAAAUAGACCAUUUGUAUGAUUUCUGUUGUUGUAAUUUGUCUUUUUUUACUGUGUAAAUAAAGCCGUUGUACAUGUCAAA